ACAAACAAUGUGUGUAUAUCAGACGCUAUAGAAUAUAUCUACACGACCUUUCAUAAACUAAAGCGUAUGUAGUCCCAGAAAUGUCAACCUAUUUCCCGAAAAGCCUGAAAAAUAAAGCUAAGAGCACAUACCCGGUUGUCAAGCAGUCGGUGUUGCUCGCAAUAAGACGACCACAGAAAUCAUUAUACGAUACCGCUAAUGUACAUCCAGUGCUACACCGAGGAUACCCAGUGUUUGACACUAUAUUCGAUACGCUAAAUGACAAAGCAAGUGGUUUGCGAAAGUAUAAACGCAGGGAAGAAAAACCGGUAGUAAGAACUGACUACACCCCAAACGAUAUGCACGAAAUGAACCAUAGGUUUAGAUUCAAACUAUCUGGUACAUUUAAUGCCAAAAGCUUCGAAAGCGAGCUCGAGUCGCACUGCAACCAGCUCUUUCUCGUUGGAUGGAUCAAGUGCCGACGUACAUUUGCCAUCGGGCACCUCCAAGGAAACGUAAUCGCCACCAGUUACAUGAAGCGGUGGAUGGAAAUAUGCGGCACCAAAAAUGGCCACUUCACCAGUGUUAUGUUUUUCGAUGAAAACUACGCCAUACCCAAGUUGGAUUACACCGAGAUAACAGUAGUACGCGACUACAGGAAACCUCAGAAGAAAGCACAGCACCAACGGGUGAUAAUAGAGAGACGUGAGAUACAGGGUCUACUAGCAUAAACGCUUAGCCUUCUUCAAAACAUGAC
Molecule: messenger RNA, 736 nt
Organism: Babesia bovis T2Bo
Lineage: Eukaryota; Apicomplexa; Aconoidasida; Piroplasmida; Babesiidae
Exons: 4
Coding region: 81-710 (209 amino acids)
Source: RefSeq, a predicted model, not a curated record